AAAUUAUAAAUACAAGUAGUGUUUACCAAAAACACAAGAAAUAAGGAAAUCGUCACCAGAGAGGUCCGUUUGUGCAUUGGUCAUGAAGAGACGAAAACGCCGCCACGCCCCUUAUACACCACCACUACCGGACGAUUCUCGCCGCCGUUUUCCACCACCCGAAGCCCAAUCCCAAGCCCAACCCCAGUCCCAAGCCCAUAUUCACCCGUCAGUCUUAAUCGAUGAUCGGGAAGCGGCUCAGGAACGCGAGAUUGAAACCCUUCUCCUGGACAACCACCGUCUAGCUGCCGCUCACGUCUCUCUUAAGAAGGAUCUCUCCUCCGUCCAGCAGGAGCUCCGUCUUCUCUCUUCCACAGCCGCAACCGUCAAGGCCGAAAGUGAUGCUCAAGUGCGUGAGGUUUACGACAAGGCACGGAAAAAGGAGUCCGAUGUUCGUAUAGUCGAUGAACUUAGUGUAGACAUGGCUAGGGUUAGGACCGAUAUUCAGAACCUAAUUGACGACCGCAAAGAGCUCACUGCCAAAUUGCAGAAGAUGGAGGAUGAUCUCGUCAAGGUUGGUUCCGAGUUACAGCAGUUUCCCGUAAUCAAAGCCGAAAUUGAGGCCAUGCAUAAGGAAGUUCAACGAGGAAGGGCUGCUAUCGACUAUGAAAAAAAGAUGCACACCAGCAACCUUGAAUAUAGUCAAGCAAUGGAGAAGCAUAAGAUUACUGUGACUUCUGAAAUUGAGAAACUACAUGCUGAGCUUGCAAAUGCAGAGAAGAGGGCAAGGGCAGCAGCGGCUGCAGCGGCUCCAAGUAAUUUAAACCCCCAGUUUUCUGCAGCAACUCCAAAUUUUACAUAUUCUGCCAAUUAUGGAAAUUCUGAAACAGGAUAUGGAGAGAAUCUGUACCCUGCUCCGUAUGCUGUGCAUCAGGUUCAUGGCAGUGCUGAUGCAAGCACCCAAUAUGUUCCAGGAGCCAUGUCAUAUGGUUCACAACCCUAUGUACAUCACUAGUUUGUGGUUUGCAACUGAAAAAUAUCUGCUGGAUCACAAGCAGGAUGUAGAUGUGACAAACUUGGGAUUUUUUUUUUGAUUGCAUGAGAACAGUGGUUUCUUGAAGAAGCACAGAUCAAAUGAUUUUUCUUGGUGCAUUAAUGCUGAUCAAACUGCAACAUUCGUCUUGAGUGUAGCCUCGGAAGUCAGAUAAUGACAGUUCUUGUUCUUUCUGCAUCUCUCUUUUGCCUUAAUAUGAACCUGUAAUAAAUGCAUACUUAAAAAUGUCGUUUUUAAAAAUCCAGUUCAAGCUGCAA
Molecule: messenger RNA, 1290 nt
Organism: Solanum dulcamara
Lineage: Eukaryota; Viridiplantae; Streptophyta; Magnoliopsida; Solanales; Solanaceae
Product: protein FLC EXPRESSOR-like
Exons: 4
Coding region: 83-994 (303 amino acids)
Source: RefSeq, a predicted model, not a curated record